Molecule: messenger RNA, 1520 nt
Organism: Parasteatoda tepidariorum (common house spider)
Lineage: Eukaryota; Metazoa; Arthropoda; Arachnida; Araneae; Theridiidae
Product: juvenile hormone acid O-methyltransferase
Source: RefSeq, a predicted model, not a curated record
UCAAGUGGUAAUAACGUCACAAGUGUUGGCACACACUCUCGAUGGAAGGAUGUGUUCUCCUUUCGGUCUCAGCACAAAAUCCCUAAAAUUAGAUCUUUAGAGUGAAUAGAAUCGGGGAAUAAUGCUACAACUCUCUUCAUUAAGAUAGGGAAAACAAUGUUCUCAUAUCUUUGAUUUUAGAACAUCAUUUUUGAUAGGAAAACAAUCCUUUUGUAGCUUUGAUUUAACGUUAUUUCUGCAAGAAAUUUGUUUUUCUUGUAUCUUUGAUUUAAUAUUAAUUUCGAUAGGAAAAUAAUGCUUUUGCAAUUUAUGUUCUACUAUUAUUUCGAUGGGAAAACAAUACUUUUGCAUCUUUGACUUAUUAUAAGAUCGAUAGGGAAAUAAUGCUUUUGUAAUCUGCGGUCUAAAUAUUAUUUCGAUGAAAAAAAAUAAUGCUUUUGGAUCUUUUAUUUAGUAUCGUUCCUAUUGCAGCUUAAAUCUAACCAGCGGAAUUUUCAACGAUAAUGGAUUUGAUUGGAUUAAUGUAUUAGUCUUCACUCUUCAAGACUGUUUGCUGAUCGGAAAUUAAUCCAAUAUGGAAGAUUAUUCACCGCAGGAGUGUCGCGGUUAUUUAAUGACUUUGCAAAGCACUUUAUUAGCGGAAUGCCAGCAGGUAACGGAACGGAGUGAAUUUUCUCGAGCCAAUAUUAUGGACGUUGGAUGUUCGUACGGAGCUACAACGGCUCAAAUAUCAGAGUAUUGGCCCCACAACCGCGAAGUCUUGGGAAUUGAUUCAAAUAAAAACGCUAUCAAUUACGCGUUCACGUUCGUGGCUGAUGAGAAUAUGGACUUCACGUACGCGAAUAUCGAGGACCAAAGUACUUUUGACCUGACGUGGGCUGCGAAAUUUGAUUGGAUUUUCUCAUCACAAGCUUUGUUCUUUGUGAGGGAUCAUGGAGCCGCCCUCAGAAAUCUCAUGUGGUGCAUGAGACCUGGAGGAAAAUGCUUUAUCGCUGUUCCGGCUGCUAAACCAGCUGAUUUUCAUGUCGCAGCUAGAAAAGUAUUAGCAGCUGAUUGCUGGAAACAAGCUUUUGAACCCAUCUCUGAUUUGGUAUCAGAUAUGACAGAAAACAAUUGCAAUAGGCUUUGGUUCCACCACCCCCAUGCAGACAGAGUCUAUUCAGCUCUCUUAGAACAGGUUGGAUACCAAAUUCUGCACACAAAGCUCUUCGACUUCCGUUACAUUUUCUCCUCUGGUGAUGAAUACAAAGCCUGUCUACGAAGCUUGAUACGAAAACCUCUUCAGUAUGUGCCAACAGAAAAGUCGGAGAGUUUUCUGAAAGAAUUCCAAAAAACUGCAAUGAAAAAAGCUAAGAAGACUCCAGGCGGAUCCGUCAUUUGGAACCUUAAGUAUGUUCUGGUUCUUGCCAAGAGACCCGAACAGUAAAAAUAAAACUCUAAAGAAACUCUUCACACAAAAACUUUCAUAUAUUUCAUUUUCUUUAUUCUUAGAUAUUAAAUAUCAUUUUAUGUUUCUAUAA